GUCACCAUAGAGACGGGGUCAGUGUCGUCCUCUUGAUGGCUUGACAGGUGCGUGACAGUUCAGCUUCAAGCAUGUAUGCCAAAGGGAAAGGCUCCACUGUACCUUCCGACGCUCAAGCCAGAGAAAAAUUAGCACUAUAUGUAUAUGAAUAUUUAUUACACGUCGGAGCACAGAAAAGUGCACAGACAUUUUUAUCAGAAAUACGAUGGGAAAAGAACAUAACAUUAGGGGAACCGCCAGGUUUUUUACAUUCGUGGUGGUGUGUAUUUUGGGAUUUAUACUGUGCGGCGCCAGAACGAAGAGACACAUGUGAUCACUCUAGUGAAGCCAAAGCAUUUCAUGAUUAUCAUGUACAGACUCAAGGACAUGUAAACACAGUGGACAAUCUGGGUUUUGUAAAUUCAGGGUAUGCUGUAAAUGGAAUAGCACAUAAUGCACCAGCACCAAGUCCAUUAGGUCAAAUGCCUCCUCAGGAUGGCAUGCCGGGUGGCCCUAUGCCACCAGGUUUUUUUCCGCCACCUCCAGCGUCACAGCCGUCCCCCCAUCCUCCCUCGGCACCCCACAAUCAAAUGAUGCCACAGAAUCAACCAUUUAUGUCUCCACGCUACGGCAGUCCGCGAGGGCCUGUACGAAUGCCAAAUCAAGGCGAAUUUGAUCCACCAGGUAGCGUUGGUGGAGGUCAAAUGCCAAUACCCAACAGUAUGGACGUGCGGCCAGGUAGGUUCCACGACGUGCACUCACCGGGGCUUGCUGAUGGUAUGAUGGGUCAUCCUGGAAUGGGCGCAAUGCAGAGAAUGAGCCAUCCAGGAAGAAUGCCUGGACCGCCAAUGAAUCCAAAUUAUGGUAUGAGGGGUCCGCCACCUAACAGUAUGGGACCAGGGCCUGGAGGACCAGGUGGUAUGCCGCCUAUGUCAAUGCCGGGAGGACAAGGAAAUCGACCGUGGCCGCCAACAUCAUCAACAAUAAACUAUACCUCCGCCUCGCCAGGGAACUAUAAUGGUCCACCUCAGUCCGGGCCACCGGGUACGCCUAUUAUGUCAAGCCCCCAUGGCUCAACAGGUCCAUAUUCACCCGCCAGUCACAGAUUACCCACACCACGACGAGAUUCAAAUUCAGGAGACGGAAUGUAUGGAAUGAUGAAACCAAAUAUGGGACAUGGAAUGCCGGGGUUUGGGCCAAUGGGCCCUGAAGGGGGAAUGGGUCCAAUGGGACCAGGAGAUAUGCCACCAGUAAUGAAUGGAGACGGAAUGGAUGGAAUGAAGAGUUCACCAGCGAACGGCCCAGGGACACCUAGAGAUGAUAUGCCCCCAAACGGGGGGCCAGGAUCAGAAAUGGGUGGUUAUAAUCCUUAUCAAGACAACGUGCCCCAACCCCCUGUAAAUGAUCAAAACGAAUCGGCUGCUAUAUUGAAGAUCAAAGAAAGCAUGCAGGAGGAAGCAAAACGAUUUGAAAAAACAGAGGGCCCGCCAGAUCAUUCGGACUAUUUCAUGCAAUAAUCUCAUUUCAAAAGAUAAUCAUACAAAAAGAUAUUUGACUUGUGCAGUGCUAGCAUUAUCUCUCAUUCGGGAUUCUGGCGCAAUGCUGGGUAAACUGCCAUCUGGUGACUAAUAUAGUCACCGUGCAUGUGACUUUGUCUGUGGAUCAUGAAGUCGCUGCUGUGUGUGUUAUGGGACCACAGUGCUGCCACUGCUGCGCAGGACUGGCACUGUGCAUGAUAGGGUACUGCCAGCUUUUGAAAGAAGUUUGAACACGGCUUGGAGGUUCACCCUGGAGAUUAAUUUUGAAGAGACGUCUAUGACUUAUGGUGUGGACUUCAGGGACCGCCGUCUAUUAGUGUAGAUUUCAAUUCCUGCUGCACUGCAACAAGAUUUCUAUUCAUAUGUUGAUGAAUGGGAAGCCAUGCCAGCCUUGGAUCUGGUAAGUCUGGUGCUGUUAACUGUAAAAUUUUCACACUUGUUGAUUCUUUUGUAAAAAUUUCUCAAAAAAAAAAUAAAAAAUCAUGCUUUGUCUUUUGAUGGAUUGCGAAAUUUAUUUCGCUUUUUCAAAUCAAAAAAUGAUUUUUGCAAUUAAUAUUUUUGCGAAUUGCAAUUUUUUGUGAAAAGUACAAAAAUAAAAAACUUGUGGAAACAUUUAGCAGUUGACAGUAUCUACUAAAGAACUGUGCACACAGGUGACUGAGCCGAUGGCGAAUGUUGGAGUGACACCCUGACAGUUGCCAUUGAUUUAGUUGCUGGCCUGCACUGUACGUAAGCACGGUGAUAGUUGCAGCGCGGGCAUGUGGCGUCCCUUGGCAGGUCAGUUUAUGCUGAUGGUGUGAGUGGCGUUGUUCAAUGGAUGGAUCCUCAGGUUGUGUGUGAAGAGUCGAGCAACUUCGAUUUGAUUUGGCCAUCCUGUCUCAAUAUUUUGGCGUGAUGUUGUCUGAGUGACUUGUAAAAAUGUGUCCAGUUGUCAUCUGUUUUUGAACCGUGAAGAAGUUCUCUUCCUGUUGUCCCAUUUGCAUUGGGUUCCAAAGUUGCCAUGCAUUCUGAAAUUUUGUUUUGAAAUGCAUUAAAAAGAUCUGGAUCUGGAUGUCUUGAGCAAUUUGCUUGAAAUUUGGCUAACUCAUACCACUUGGUAGCUGACUUCAAAACUUCAUACAUGGCGUAUAUCACAGUUUGGAUCCGAAUUCUUCAGAUAUUGUGUUCCGUUGUGGCGAGCCUUCCAUUACUGAUUGUCUGUUUCUUGAGGAAUUCAAGUAUGAAUGAGUUUAAAGAUUCUAAUUACUUUAAAAGAGUCAGCGAUUGUUCAGAAAAUAUUCUCGCAAAUUCCAAGAUAAAUCAAAACCUUUUUAGUCUGAGGGUCCAUCACACAUUUGAUUAUCAUGAGCAUUUCCCAAUAAGAUGUGUACGGGACAUUUUGAUGUUUUGAAAAGUGCGAAAAUUUUAAAGUUGAACAAACAGCAGUUGAAUUGAGAUAAGGUCUUAGGAUUUUUUUGAUAUUUUUAGAAAAUCUUUUGUCUUGACUAGUGAGUACUUGACCUAUCCCACAACAGAUGAUUGAAAAAUAUUUUGUCCAGACUGAUUGACCAAUUCUGAACAAGGAGUGUACUUUGUAAUUCUGUUGGGUCUCAUGGUUUCAGGCAAUUUCCUUAUAAUUGUAGAAGUCUUCAUGACUUCCUUUUAACCAAUUUGGUAAAUGCUCCUGAUGUCAUGUUAAAACAUUUAUGUUUAUUUAUUUCAUUAAUUUAUGAAUUCAUUUGGUCACGGACUUGUCCAUUUUGACUAUCUUUGUGGUCGGUGCUGACCAGCAUCAGUCGCCGAGUUGAACUUACAGUUUUUUGCUCUAUGUAAGUCACAGGGAAAUGUGCAAACAAUAGAGGGCGCAAAGCUUAUCGAUGAAUAAAUGCUUCCAGUAGCUGUUUUUGGUACUUAUCUUUUAUCAAAUGGAAUGAUAAAACUCGAAUAUCCACAAAGAUAAUUUCUUCGAAUGUUUCUUGAUAAAGCAGGUACCAAAAUACAUCUACUGUCUGAACAUAGAUCUGAACUUUAUAUUUAUUUAGCAGCUUUGAAAAAUAUGGAGGUCUGGAGUCAAAUGUGAAAUUAGUUUUUUUUUCUUUUGUGGGAAAAUUGUACAGAAUUUUGCAGGGCUACAUAAUGAAUAUCAUUGCUGGUGUUUGACAGAGUUAUCACCAUAGGUGCCGGCAAUAAAGAGCGUGGGUUGCAAUCAUGCUGAACAGAGUGAAGUUGUUUUGCGGAAUACUUUGCUGAUGUGGGUCGAUGAAAACUAGAUUUUUAUGAAUAUUUUCUGCCAAAAAUCAUGCCGGUGUGCUGUUUGGCACAGUCUUAUCCGAGGGUGUUGUCAAUUUUACAUUGUUCUUGCCCAUUCAAGAUUUCUUCUGCUUCUUGGGUUAUGCUUGGCUACACUAUUGAGUAAAGUGCAGCACAGUAACCUCACCCAGUUCAGCAAUGCAUCCUGCGCCAAAUUUCUCUUGUAUAAUUUACUGUUUUUUGGGUUAGAUUAUUGGACCUGUUUGAAUAUAACUGGUAACUCUUCAGUCUCAUUCUUGUUCAAAUAAUGAUUUAUUUUCGAAUCUGGCAGAAGCGGCAACAUUUUGGUUGUCUGCUCAGUAGACGUUAUCUUCAUCCAUUUGUAAACAUACAUAGAUCUUAUCAUACUUUUGUGGUGUCAUUUAUCAGUUAGUGAGGUUAAAAUUUCAUCUGUAUUAAUAGAAACAUUUUGAUAUUGAUCACAAUUUAAAAUGAACAUACACUGGGCAACAUGUCCGACCUGAAGGAUCAAGUAUUUUAUAUCUACGCAUCCAGUAGUCUCGUCUAGUGAAGUGUAAAUUGCUAAAUACAUACCUGGUACUUUGAAAUAUUCGAAAUGCUUCUGUGUAAUUGCACCAUCUCUGCACAUUGAGUCUGACUUUCCUGAUUUGGAUUCAAUCCUCUGACUAUGCGGAGUUAGGCAAAGUUAGAUCUUAUUCUCUUAUUUUGCUGAGUUAGGCAAUUCUGCCUUGAAAGAAACGCAGGCCCUCACAUAGUUCUGAUCUCUAUUUCUUAUGAACUGUGACCUGCUUUUGUUGCCAAGUGAGAAUUUGCUACUGUGGCAAACAAACAUGACUUUUCUGUUAUCGGUGCCUGUGAACCAUUCAAAAUUAAAUGAAUACUUGGUGUUUCUCAAAUGAUUUUGGUCUUGGACAACAGGUCAGGUCGAUCCGAACAGUCUGGGAAUGUUUUGAAAUAACGUAUCGUACAAUGCAACCAAAAAUCCUAAUAUUAUAUGCUUUGGAUCGGAUGAGCUCUAUUUGGAACUCGGCACUUGCAAAGUUGAUGAAGAAGGGUGGCUAUCGUAUGUUGUUAAUCAAUGUUCAGACUGUUUGUACGACCUUCCCUAAACGUGACUUUGUGUGUUUGCUGGUGACUGUUCAAACAAUCCACUGGAGCAAAGUAUUGCAGCACACUUAUUGGGCAGCAGUCAUGUCUUGUAUAAAUUACGCAAAGUAGGACUAAACUGAAAAAUUUCAUAACCAGUUGGCAUGUGUUUGAAAUGUGCUAGCGAUACUGUGCUCCUUGGUGUGUAGUCCUCUUUGAAAUAUUGAUCAUUACACAUUCAUUAAAACUGUAAAUAACGUAUCAUUUCAUUGGUUUUCCAUUUCAACUGUUGUGUAUAGAAGGCGAUGUAGUCAGUAUGUGGGGAUUUUGCGAUGUUGACUGAUGUGUCUUAUAGCAUGGUGAAUGACAGGUCAUGGCAUCCAGAAAAGAACCUUUUUAUGAUGUUUUGGUAAUGACAGUUGUGUUCUGAAUAUUUUGAACCCCUUGUUCUUUUCAACCAGAUGUUCUGUUUUGUGUUUGCUUCAGUAAGUAUCAGAGGCCCUGAUCCUUCAUCAAUAAUUUUGAAAACUGAACUAGCUAUGUUUGCUCUGGAUUCAACUUGUGUGAAUGUUUUUAUGGAUUACAGAAGAACAUUUCUAUUCACCUGAUUUCAGUAAGAAAGUUGCCAUCUAUUUUGAUUGCAGAAAUAUUCACUUAAUUUGAGUAAAAAUAGUUGCUGUCUGUUUGAAUUGCAGAACGAAAUUUUCAUUCACCUAAUAAUUUCAACAGCAAGUUGCCAUCUUGCUUGGAUUUCACUGAAAACAUUUAUAUUUUGAUAGCAAAGUUGUCAAGUGUUUUAUGUCUGCUUUGCUUUCACUGGAAUACUUGUGUAUGGAGCUAGUGUUGUCCUCAUUGGCAUUCGGCUUGCAGAAUGAUAUUAAGCUGCUGCUUGCAUUUUACAGACCUGCAGAAUCUGGCAUUGAAAUUUACGCUGGAAAUCCUUCCACAGAAUUGGCGACAAAA
This is a messenger RNA of Lineus longissimus, 5816 nucleotides long. RefSeq names its product single-stranded DNA-binding protein 3-like. The transcript has 21 exons. Gene Ontology annotation, biological process: positive regulation of transcription by RNA polymerase II. Lineage: Eukaryota; Metazoa; Nemertea; Pilidiophora; Heteronemertea; Lineidae. Bases 72 to 1496 code for a protein of 474 amino acids. Gene Ontology annotation, cellular component: nucleus. Gene Ontology annotation, molecular function: protein binding; single-stranded DNA binding. The record is from RefSeq and is a predicted model, not a curated record.